AGAUAAGUAGAACUAAAACCCCGUACAAACAAAACCCCUUACUUCACUCACUCACUCACUCAUUCCUUUCCAGUUUCUAUAAUCAGAAAUCCAUAAGUAUACAACACUCUUUAAUGGCUUUGCCAUUUCUCACUCUUCCAAACUUUGUUUGUUCUCCUAAAUUUAAACCCAAUUCCAUCAUAACCGUUAAACCCAACCACUUCCUUAUUCCUUCUACAACUCCCUUUUCUUACCCCUUACUUCCUCUUCGACCUCCAGCUGCUAUUGGACCCGAUGCCAAAUUCUAUCCAAACCCAGCCGACGACGACCCACCCGAAGUAGCCGAAGAUUCUGCUCACGGCUUCUCCAAAUACCAACAAAUUCAACUCCAAGCCGACCGCGCACGCCAACGCGAAGAACAAGAUUUCAAAAACAACCAAGCCACUUACUUAGCCGCCAUUGCCGACGCCGAAGAUGCUCCGGAUAACCCUUCCUCUAUCGAUUCCGCCGAAGACGAUUUGUUCGGCGAAAUUGAUAAAGCUAUCGCUCUCAAACGGAAAGAGUUCGUUAAACAAGGACUUCUUAACCCUAAUCCAUCGAAAAAGGAAAUUGAAGUGCUCGUUGAAGACGAGCUUCAACCCGAUGAAGCAACCGAUGUUGAAGAAAUCGAACGACUCCGAGGACUCACCGUGAAUUCUGAUGAAUCUUCGGGAGAUUUCGAAGACGCUAAUUUAUCUUCGGAAUCUUCGUUUGAUUUAGAUUUAGAGACUUUAGGGAAAAGUAAAACUAGAAUAAUUGAACCUAAGUUUAAGAUGAGUUUAGCUGAACUUUUGGAUGAGAGCAAAGUUGUUCCUGUUUCCGUUUAUGGAAAUUUGGAAGUUGAAAUAAGCGGAAUUCAACAUGAUUCGAGGCUUGUAACUUCUGGUAAUUUGUUUGUCUGUUGUGUUGGUAGAAAAAAUGAUGGACACAUGUUUUUGAGUGAAGCUGAUAAGAGAGGUGCUAUUGCGGUUGUAGCGAGUAAAGAGAUUGAUAUUGAAGACACUUUGGGUUGUAAAGCUUUGGUUAUUGUGGAAGAUACUAAUGCUGUUCUUCCUACGUUGGCUGCUUCGUUUUUCAAGUACCCUUCGAAAAACAUGGCUCUUAUUGGGAUAACUGGGACUUAUGGUAAAACGACUACCACCUAUUUGAUAAAAAGUAUGUAUGAAGCCAUGGGUUUACGCACCGGGAUGUUGAACUCUAUUGCUAGUUAUGUUCAUGGGGAUAAUCAGUUGGAUUCUCCUUACGCUAUGUUGGAUGCUGUUUUGGUUCAGAAUUUGAUGGCUAAGAUGCUUCAUAAUGGAACUGAAGCUGUGGUUUUUGAGGCUUCUUCUCGUGGAUUGUCUCAGGGAAAAUAUGAUGAGGUUGAUUUUGAUGUUGCUGUAUUUACUAAUUUGAUGAGUGAGGAAGAGGGGGAGGAGGAUAGAGAUGCGAAGGCUAAGGUGUUUUCGAGGAUGGUGGAUCCUGAGCGGCAUAGGAAAGUUGUUAACAUUGAUGAUCCGAAUGCGGCUUUGUUUGUUUCAAUGGGGAGUCCUGAAGUUCCUGUUGUGACAUUUGCUUUGGAGAAUAAAAAUGCAGAUGUUCAUCCCUUGAAGUUUGAACUUUCCCUGUUUGAGACACAGGUAUUGGUGAAUACACCUGCUGGGAUACUGGAAAUUUCGUCGGGUUUACUAGGAAGGCACAACGUUUACAACAUACUUGCUGCUGUGGCGGUUGGCAUUGCUGUUGGGGCACCUUUGGAGGAUAUUGUUAGAGGUAUUGAAGAAGUAGAUGCAGUUCCUGGGAGGUGCGAGUUAAUCGACGAGGAACAAGCAUUUGGGGUAAUAGUUGACUAUGCUCGUACUCCUGAUGCUUUGUCUAGAUUACUUGAUUCUGUAAGAGAGCUUCAACCUCGCAGGAUUAUAACUGUGAUCGGUUGUUGUGGCGAGGACGAAAGGGGGAAGAGACCCCUGAUGACCAAGAUAGCAACAGAUAAAAGUGAAGUGACCAUGCUGACAUCUGACAAUCCCAAGAGUGAAGAUCCAUUGGAUAUUUUGGAUGAUAUGUUGGCUGGGGUAGGAUGGACAAUGCAAGAGUACCUGAAAUAUGGAGAGAAUGACUACUAUCCUCCUCUUCCAAAUGGUCAUAGGCUUUUUCUCCAUGACAUUAGGAGGGUAGCUGUGCGUGCUGCAGUUGCAAUGGGGGAGGAGGGUGAUGUUGUUGUGAUUGCUGGCAAAGGACACGAAACAAGUCAAAUAGAAGGUGAUAAGAAGGAUUUCUUUGAUGACCGAGAAGAGUGCCGGGAGGCAUUGCAGUACGUGGACGAGCUUCACCAAGCUGGAAUAGAUACAAGUGAAUUUCCAUGGCGGUUACCAGAGAGUCACUGAUACCAAAGGUUGCUGUGCUAACAAUGGAUCAGCAUCACUUGUUUACCUGAGUACACAAAUGAAGCAGGUUCAGUGAAACAGGCCUAUCAGUUAUUAUAAUGGCCUUUCUUUGCAGGAGCUUGGGAAUCAACCAGGUAAAAAUGGGCUUUAAAGUUUGAAUGGCUACCACGUCUACCAGAGUCAAGCUCCAAAUUGCAACUUGGGCACAGUACAGUUCUAUUCAAUCUCUUAUUUUUGUCUAUAUGGCCAAUUCUAAUUUAUUUUUUCCUUGUUGCCCUGGCCUCCAUGCCACUGUAAUUGUAAUUCUAUGUGUUGUAGAGUGACACAACAGUCCUGCUUCCACGUUGGCAAAUAUACGAUUAUCAUCAAAUUGAACUUCUUGUCCAAUCAAUCAGCCUAAAUUAUCCAACACCAGGUAUGACUGUAUGAGAAAAAGACAUUACUCGGAGCAUUCACAUGCAGAGCCUAAGUAUUGUGGGAAUAGUCAAACUUUGGUCCCCAUUUUCUUGCUCACUAAGGCCGAAUAGAUGGGGACUCCAUGUUUAAGUUGACCCAAUGUUGCCAAUCUAGUCUCACUAAGUAAAAAGGGAGAAACUUUCUCCAUUCCAAUAUGACUAAGGAUGUACAUAUAAAAAAAACGCAAUUUUAUCGUAUUUGUUUAAAAGUACAUCUUUUUAAACUUAUGUUUUGAAAGACCUCAAACAACUUCUAUAUUCCGGUACAUGGUCAAAACAAAUGAAGGGUGCCAAGCCAAGGAACAGCAUAAAGGCCUAUACAAGGUGGUUGAUCUAUUGUGCACAUGUACGUGUUUAUUUUAGGUUUUGGAUUUCCACUUACUCCUAAGUUUUAAUUGAGUCAAUAAAAGGUUGGCGUGUUUGGUUCAAAUGUUGGACUAAUACAUCAAUUUUAGUUGACUCAACUUUCUGUUAUAUAUAAGACUAGAGGUAGUAUUAUUUAGUUAGAUGGCCGAUAGGUUCAAGCAUUAAUACCGGGAGUUCCAACAAUGGGGUAAAAGAAGAAGACGAGGAAAGCCAUAAAUACCUUGUCGAUACAUCACACUCCAACACAGAAGAUUGCACCCUUGAAGUUGAAGGAUAAUGUACUAUGUACUAUAUUUUGGUGGUGGGAUCUAUUUUUUUUUUUUUCUUUUCAAAAUUCGUGGUAUAUAAUCUAACGUAAUAUACAUAGCUGAUCUUUUGGAAUAA
Messenger RNA from Cicer arietinum (chickpea), 3586 nucleotides. RefSeq names its product UDP-N-acetylmuramoyl-L-alanyl-D-glutamate--2,6-diaminopimelate ligase MurE homolog, chloroplastic. Gene Ontology annotation, molecular function: ATP binding; acid-amino acid ligase activity. Lineage: Eukaryota; Viridiplantae; Streptophyta; Magnoliopsida; Fabales; Fabaceae. Gene Ontology annotation, cellular component: cytoplasm. The record is from RefSeq and is a predicted model, not a curated record. Gene Ontology annotation, biological process: cell division; regulation of cell shape; biosynthetic process.